AUGCUUUCCAUGUUAUCGUUUCAGCACGCGCCAAUGUCGCUGCUCAUCAAAUUCGAGUCGAAAUCAGCGCGAGUGAAAGGAAUUUCGUUCCACCCGACUCGACCAUGGGUUCUCACAUCGCUUCACAGCGGCGUCAUUCAACUAUGGGACUAUCGAAUGUGUGUGCUACUUGAGAAGUUCGAUGAGCAUGAUGGUCCGGUGCGUGGAAUUUGCUUCCACCAAGAGCAACCGAUUUUUGUGUCCGGUGGUGAUGAUUAUAAGAUAAAGGUCUGGAACUACAAACAAAAACGGUGCAUUUUCACCCUUUUGGGACAUUUGGAUUACAUCAGAACAACAUUCUUCCAUAAUCAAUAUCCUUGGAUUAUUUCGGCUUCCGAUGAUCAAACUGUUCGUAUUUGGAAUUGGCAAUCGAGAAAUUCGAUAGCAAUCCUUACUGGUCAUAAUCAUUACGUAAUGUGCGCUCAAUUCCACCCAACUCAAGAUUUGGUGGCUUCGGCUUCUCUUGAUCAAACUGUUCGCAUUUGGGAUAUCUCUGGAUUGAGAAAGAAGCAAAUGCCCGGUGGUGGUGUGCCGAGUCGGCCAUCUGGAGCCCAACAAGCUGAGCUCUUCGGACAACCAGAUGCGGUGGUGAAGCAUGUGCUCGAAGGGCAUGAUCGUGGAGUCAACUGGGUUGCAUUCCAUCAUUCGAUGCCGAUUCUUGUCUCGGGAUCUGAUGACAGACAAGUCAAAAUGUGGCGCUAUAAUGAAACGAAGGCGUGGGAAGUGGAUAGUUGCCGCGGACACUACAACAACGUCUCAUCGGUUCUCUUCCAUCCGAACGCCGAGCUCAUUUUGUCGAACUCCGAGGACAAGUCGAUUCGUGUUUGGGAUAUGCAGAAGCGCACCAGCCUUCACGUCUUCCGACACGAGAAUGAACGAUUCUGGGUGUUGGCUGCCCAUCCGAGUUUGAACAUGUUCGCUGCCGGACACGAUAAUGGAAUGGUGGUGUUCAAGAUUCAGCGGGAGAGACCGGCGUAUUGUGUCAACGACAAUUUGGCAUUCUACGUCAAGGAUAAACAGCUCAGAAGGCUUGACUUGACCACAAACAAAGAUGUUGCUAUUUGUAAGCUUCGCGCUUCAGCUGCCUUCAUGCAGCCCUACUAUGCUUUGUCAUUCAAUCCUGCCGAGAAUGCGUUCCUACUUACCAGCCGAUCUCACAGCCGCGAAAUGUGCACAUUUGAUUACUACAGGAUUCAGCCGAACAGCGAUGGCAACACUGAUGCUCAGGCGAACAGGAGCACUGGAAUCGCGGCUCUUUGGGUGGCUAGAAAUCGAUUUGCUGUUCUUGACAAGGCUCAGAAUGUGUCUCUUCGCGAUCUUUCGAAUAAAGAAUUGCGCAAACUCGAGAAUAUCAACACCGCCGUUGAUGAUAUCUUCUACGCUGGAACUGGAAUGAUCCUUCUACGCAACGAGGAUGGAUUACAGUUGUUCGAUGUUCAACAGAAGACGGUCGUCGCUUCGGUGAAGGCGAGCAAAGUUCGCUACGUCAUCUGGAGUAAAUCCAUGGAGUUUGCUGCACUUUUGUCGAAGCACACGCUGACAUUGGUGAACCGCAAACUUGAGAUCUUGUGUACCCAGCAGGAAUCGACUAGAGUCAAGAGUGGUGCCUGGGAUGGAGAUUCGGUGUUUAUUUACACCACCAGCAAUCAUAUCAAAUACGCGAUCUCAUCGGGAGAUUGCGGAAUUGUUCGCACACUCGAUUUGCCGCUUUACAUUCUUGCUGUUCGCGGCGCCACACUGUAUUGCUUGAAUCGCGAGGCGACGCCGGUCGAGGUUCCGAUUGAUCCAUCCGACUACAAAUUCAAACUUGCGUUGAUCAAUCGCCGAAUCGAUGAGGUCGUGAAUAUGGUUAAAUCGGCGAAUCUCGUCGGACAAUCUAUUAUUGGAUACUUGGAGAAGAAGGGCUAUCCAGAGAUCGCAUUGCAUUUCGUCAAGGAUGAGAAGACGCGAUUCGGUUUGGCGUUGGAGUGCGGAAAUCUUGAAGUUGCACUGGAAGCGGCGAAGAAGCUCGACGAGCCGGCGGUUUGGGAGGCGCUCGGAGAGGCGGCUCUCCUUCAAGGACAUCAUCAGAUUGUUGAGAUGAGCUAUCAACGGACGAAAAACUUUGAGAAGUUGGCAUUCCUUUACUUUGUCACUGGAAACAACGAGAAGCUAGUGAGAAUGAUGAAGAUCGCGCAAGCUCGCAAUGAUGCCCACGGCCAUUUCAAUACGGCGUUGUAUGUUGGAGAUAUUGAGGAAAGAAUCAAAGUUAUUCGCAACUCUGGUCAAUCUUCGCUUGCUUAUCUCCUUGCUGCUACUCAUGGAUUCGAAGAUGAAGCUUCGGAGUUGGCCGCCGAGCUUGAGGCCAAACAACAACCAAUUCCUCAAGUCGAUCCGAAUGCUCAGCUUCUGAUUCCACCGCCACCAGUUUGUCGGCUUGAAGAGAACUGGCCAUUGUUGGCGUCGGCUCGCAGCGCUUUCGAUGCUCAGCUUCUCGGUAUCUCGGCUCCAGGAGCUACCACGAAGACCGUUUCUGGUCUCAAGCCGGCUGCUGCUGCAUUUGCUGCUAUUGAAGAUGAGGAUAUUGAUGCUGGAGCGGAUGCUUGGGGCGAUGACGAGUAUCUUGUUGGUGAAGACGGAGCUCCCGAAUUUGACGAAGGCGAAGGUGGAAGUGGUGUUGAGGAUGGUGAAGAAGGAGGAUGGGACGUUGACGAUGAUCUUGUCAUUCCGGAUGUUGCUGAUGAGAAUGCCGGCGAGGAUGACGAGGAGGUUGUUCCGAAUCCAGCACCGCCAGUUUCCUCAGAAUGGCCGACGGCUUCUCGUCUUGCCGCUGACCAUGUUGCCGCCGGAUCUUUCGAUACCGCCAUCAAGAUCCUCCGCAACACCAUUGGUGUCAUCAAUGCUGCGCCAUUCAAAGAAGUUUUCUUGCGUGUCUAUGCUACAUCGCGCCUCUCGCAUCGCGGAUGGGGUGGAUUGGGUGCUGCUGGUCCGAUCAUGAUCCAUCCGAUUCGCAACUAUCAGGAUGAGAAGAACCACUUGCCGCUUCCGGCUGUUCGACUCUCGCUUUUGGCUAAGAAGCUUCAAAAGUCAUACCAAUUGACGACUAAUGGAAAAUUCGGUGACGCGAUUGUGAAACUUCGCGAGAUUCUCCUCUCGAUUCCUUUGCUUGUCGUCUCGUCGAAGCAGGAAGUCGCUGAAGCGGAACAAUUGAUUGCUAUCACUAGGGAAUACUUGGCUGCGCUUCUUCUUGAGACCCAUCGCAAAGAGCUUCCGAAGACGAAUGCGGCGGAGCUUAAGCGAAAUGCCGAGCUCGCCGCCUACUUCACCCACUUUGAAUUGCAGCCGAUGCAUCGGAUUCUCACUCUUCGUUCGGCGAUCAACACGUUCUUCAAGAUGAAACAAAUGCGCACUUGUGCGUCGCUUUGCAAAAGAUUGCUCGAGUUGGCUCCGAAGCCGGAAGUUGCGGCACAGAUUCGAAAGGUGCUCGCGGCGGCUGAGAAGGACAACAACGAUGCUCAUCAGUUUGCUUAUGACGAGCACAAUCCGUUUGUGGUGUGCUCGCGAGAGUUUGUGCCGAUCUACCGCGGCCGUCCGGUGUGCAAGUGCUCAUUCUGCGGUGCGUCGUUCUCGGAGGGACUCGAAGGGCAAUUGUGCGAUGUGUGCCAAGUGGCUGAAAUUGGCAAAAACGUGCUUGGCUUGAGAAUUUCGACGCUUAAAAAUUAA
Molecule: messenger RNA, 3741 nt
Organism: Caenorhabditis bovis
Lineage: Eukaryota; Metazoa; Nematoda; Chromadorea; Rhabditida; Rhabditidae
Source: the annotation of a GenBank genome assembly